Molecule: messenger RNA, 1892 nt
Organism: Teleopsis dalmanni
Lineage: Eukaryota; Metazoa; Arthropoda; Insecta; Diptera; Diopsidae
Product: cytochrome P450 4g15-like
Exons: 5
Coding region: 134-1837 (567 amino acids)
Molecular function (GO): heme binding; monooxygenase activity; oxidoreductase activity, acting on paired donors, with incorporation or reduction of molecular oxygen
Source: RefSeq, a predicted model, not a curated record
UUUAAAUAAAUCAAACUUAAUGUCUUUUAUGAAUUAUUUUUGCGAAUAACAAGGAAAACUUCAUCAGUUUUCAAUUUACUAGUAUUUGACGUGUACUUAGACAACAAAAGUGUGUUAAUUAAAAUAAAUUAAAAUGACUUUGGAAGUAUUAAAAGAUCCAGCACUCAUUUCCGCUAGCAGCAUUUUUUAUUUUUUAUUGCUGCCCACCAUUACACUGUGGUUCAUUUAUUGGCGUUUAUCUAGAAGCCAUUUAUAUGGGCUAGCCGCAAAGCUUCCUGGUCCGAAAGGAUUACCUAUUGUCGGACAUUUAUUCGAUUACGUGGGGCCCGCAUCGUCUGUUUUCAAAACUGUCAUACGGAAAACUGCAGAAUUUGAACAUGUCGCUAAAAUGUGGAUUGGACCCAAACUGGUGGUAUUUAUUUAUGAUCCCAGAGAUGUCGAAGUUCUGCUCAGCAGUCAAGUAUAUAUCGACAAAGCAUCGGAAUACAAAUUUUUUAAACCCUGGUUGGGUGAUGGUUUACUAAUCAGUACAGGCUCGAAAUGGCGUUCCCAUCGCAAAUUGAUUGCACCCACAUUCCAUCUGAAUGUCUUGAAGAGUUUCAUUGAUUUAUUUAAUGAGAACUCACGCAAUGUUGUGCGUAAACUGCAAGCCGAGGGUGGCAAAACGUUUGACUGUCAUGAUUACAUGAGCGAAGCAACUGUGGAGAUUCUCCUCGAAACCGCUAUGGGUGUAUCAAAGAAGACACAAGAUAAAUCCGGCUAUGAAUAUGCAUUAGCUGUUAUGAAAAUGUGUGACAUAUUGCACAUGCGUCACCGUAGUCUAUUUCUGCGCAAUGAGUUUCUAUUUACACUCACCAAGCACUACCAGAAUCAAGGCAAACUACUUGGCAUCAUACAUGGUCUGACUACAAAAGUCAUCAAAAGAAAGAAGGAAGCCUUCGCGAAAGGAACACGUGGCUCUUUAGCAUUAAAUGACUUAGAAAAACCGAUUGAAGAAAAAAACCAGCAAAAAUCCAAUAUUGUUGAGGAAGAGAAAACUGAAAAGGAAACAACUGUGGCAGGAUUAUCGUUUGGUCAAGCGGAAGGUUUGAAAGAUGAUUUAGAUGUUGAUUACAAUGAUGUGGGUGAAAAGAAACGCUUGGCAUUCCUCGAUUUAAUGCUGGAAAGUGCACAAAAUGGUGUGGGAUUAACCGAUACAGAAAUCAAAGAACAAGUAGAUACCAUUAUGUUUGAGGGACAUGACACAACAGCAGCCGGUUCAUCAUUUUUUCUCUCGCUUAUGGGUAUACACCAAGGUAUACAGGAUAGAGUUAUAGCAGAAUUGGACGAAAUAUUUGGUAAUUCAGAUAGACCUGCUACCUUUCAAGAUACUUUAGAGAUGAAAUAUUUGGAACGAUGUCUAAUGGAAACGUUACGUAUGUAUCCACCCGUGCCGUUGAUUGCACGAGAGAUACAUGAAGACUUAAAAUUACCUUCAGCUAACUAUGUCAUACCUAAAGGUGCAACAGUUACUGUCACUACAAUAAAAUUGCAUCGCAAUCCGAAUAUUUAUCCUAAUCCAAAUAUAUUCGAUCCAGAUAAUUUCUUACCAGAACGUCAAGCAAAUCGACAUUAUUAUGCAUUCGUACCAUUCUCGGCUGGACCAAGAAGUUGUGUGGGUCGUAAAUAUGCAAUGUUGAAGCUUAAAAUUUUACUAUCCACAAUUUUGAGACAUUAUCGUGUUUAUUCAGAUUUAACAGAAGCCGAUUUUAGACUUCAAGCCGACAUCAUUUUGAAACGUGAAGAAGGUUUCCGUGUGCGUCUUAAGCCUAGAAAAACACUACACACAGCAAAAUAGAUUAUAAUAUAUAAUUUUUUUGUGCAUUUAAUCACAUUUUUUUAAUUUAAAUAAA